Molecule: messenger RNA, 717 nt
Organism: Fusarium keratoplasticum
Lineage: Eukaryota; Fungi; Ascomycota; Sordariomycetes; Hypocreales; Nectriaceae
Product: C2H2-type domain-containing protein
Exons: 1
Coding region: 1-717 (238 amino acids)
Biological process (GO): mRNA splicing, via spliceosome
Cellular component (GO): U4/U6 x U5 tri-snRNP complex; spliceosomal complex
Molecular function (GO): nucleic acid binding; zinc ion binding
Source: RefSeq, a predicted model, not a curated record
AUGUCCGACUCCAAGAAGGGAGGCGCAUACGGCGGCGCGCCAUCGGGCGACACCGACUUUCGAAAGACUUGGGAUCUUGACGAAUACGCCGCGAAAGCCAAAGAACGCGAGGCUAAGGAGAAGGAGGAGGCCAAGGCCCGUUAUGAAGCCAAGCUUGCGGGCAAGAAAUACUACAAACCCCUGACGGGCGACGAGACAUACACAUCAGCGAGAAGAAAUGUUAUCGACCUCACUCAACAAGUUGGAAAGACACAGCUUGUUCCAGCGGGAGCAGGUGUCGGGAAGCGCGGUCGUGGAGCUGGUUUCUACUGUGAGGCUUGCGACCUCACGUUCAAGGACAACAAACAAUUCGUGGAGCAUCUCAACACACCGCAGCAUUUGCUCAACACGGGUCAGACGACAGAGGUGAAGCGCGCAACGGCUGAGGAGGUACACCAGCGCAUAGAAUACUACAUUCGACGGCGAGAGGAGCUGGAAAAGGAGAAGCAGACGAGCCUACACGAGCGACUGCAGCUACGGGAAGAGGAGGCUGAAAAGGAGGCCGAGGAGCGACGCAAGAAGAGAAAGGAAGAGAAUGAGAGGAAGAAGGCAAAACGGGAAGAGGAGUCCAAGGUCAAGAUGGAAUACGGAGACGACAUCCGAAUCGAGGGCGAGCAUGAUGAGGACGACAUGAUGGCACAGAUGGGAUUUACCGGGUUUGGAACGUCAAAGAAGUGA